Molecule: messenger RNA, 716 nt
Organism: Mugil cephalus (flathead mullet)
Lineage: Eukaryota; Metazoa; Chordata; Actinopteri; Mugiliformes; Mugilidae
Product: C-C motif chemokine 20-like
Exons: 3
Coding region: 178-585 (135 amino acids)
Biological process (GO): neutrophil chemotaxis; lymphocyte chemotaxis; cellular response to type II interferon
Cellular component (GO): extracellular region
Molecular function (GO): chemokine activity; CCR chemokine receptor binding
Source: RefSeq, a predicted model, not a curated record
GACAACAUCGCUACAAGGAAAAAGCCACGACAGCACACAGCAGUUUAAUUCAGUGCUCUGUGUAGCAAGCAGCGAGACGAUUCAUUGAAGCGAUUCACACUGUAGUAGUAGUAGUAGUAGUGUGUGUUUGAAGGCUCUUGGUUUCACCUCUGAAGGACAUACACUGACACUCUGAAGAUGCAGCUCAGCCUGGUUUUAACCAGUCUUCUCAGUUUGAUCGCGUGGAUUAUUUUGGGUCAUGCAAUGUCUGCUCCUGCACCGACGUCAGACUGUUGUCUCCAGUGGUCCCGCACCAAACUUCAUCCCAAACAAAUUAGGAAUUACACCAUCCAGUCUGAAGGCGUCUGUCCCAUCAAGGCAGUAGUGUUUCUGACGGUUCGUGAAAAGAUAGUUUGCUCCAAUCCAGAGACUACCUGGGUAAAAAACGCAAUUCUGAAGGUGGACAGGAAGAAAAAAGUGCAGCUUGACAAAGUGGCAACAACAAUUGGCAUGACACCAGCACCAUCCACAGCAUCAACAAAAGGACAGAAUGAAGAUGGAUCAACUAGUGACCUGCCAGAUUUCACUAACUACAAGACAACCUGAAUCAAAUAUAUAUCUGCCAUAUGUAUAUAAGGAUGUGUUGAGCAUAUCUAUUUGUGGUAAUUAUUUUAAUAUUGACACGAAUGCUAUAUUUGUACCUUUCUGCUAUUAGUAAACAAUAAAGCACUUUUUCA